AUGAAUGCCACUCUUGUAGUUUUAGCUACCACUCCUACAAUCACAGACCUGACAACAGAAAAGUUAGAAGGGGAUCAAAUAAAAUAUCAGUGCACUUCUUCUCAUACAAGACCUGUUGCUAUAGUUACAUGGAAGAUUGGAACUCAAAUAUUGAGUGAUCCGGAAAAUACAGAACAAAGUCAUGAGAAUGAUCUUAAAUCUGUUAUAAGUAUUGUAACAUUUACUGCCAACAGAACUGAUAACAACAAAACAAUUUCUUGUGAAACUACAAUACCUGAACAAAGUAAUUUAUCAAAGGCUCAAGAAAAGAUGGCUGUAUAUUGGCCUCCGUCACAACCUCAAAUUAAGAAUGAUAGUUUUCCAUUCCUAGAAGGUCAGACAGGAAAGAGUAUUGAUUGUUCCUCAUCUGAUUAUGGUAAUCCUACAUCUACAGCAACAUGGACCAAACAAUAUGGAACACCUGAUAGUGCUGAUACAAGGAAACUAAAGUUACCUAAGCUAACGUAUCAAGUUGAUAGAAGUCCAGUAAAAUGUCAGUUGAAGAAUUUAUUUACUAAGAGGAAAGGUCUUCAAAUCCAGUCCAAACAAGUUCUAUUACAAGUGGAAUAUUUUCCCAGAAUGCAGAUACUAGUGGAUAGUAAACAAGUCAAUACAAUAACAAAAGAUGAGGGUCAAACUUUGUCUGCUACAUGCAAUGCUACAGGUAACCCUAUCCCAGUUGUAAACUGGACAGUUGGACAACAGCCUAGAGGCCCUACUUUGUUAUUUGAUGAUAUAGAUAGAACAAAUCAUGGGAAAUACACAUGUAGAGCUACAGCAACAUCAAAUCAUUAUACAAGUGAUGACUUUGUAAAAGAAGAAGAAUUGAAUGUGAUUGUUAACUAUGCACCAGAUGUCACUGUAACUGUAAGUAGUCGGAAUCCAACUGAGAACAACACCCUAACAGUUAAAUGUGAAGCUAAAGGAAGGCCUGAAGAUUAUCAUAUCUUGUCAAUUGUACAUAAAUUGGGAGAUGUGGUUAUAUCUAAAGUACUUAAUCCAACCAAUGGUGUCAUAGAAGUACAAAAUGUUCAACUGCAAGAUAGUGGUACUUAUAUUUGUGUUGCAAAUAAUGGCAUUCGUGACAGGAACCAGAAGCUUGAUCAAAGUGGAAACAACACUGUUAAAGUUAAAGUUUCACCAAAGUUGCUUUUAAAAAUUGGCGACAGAAUAUUUGCUGGAGCUCCUAAGACCACAGUCAAUAUUACAGCACCAUUUUACAGUGACCCUCCACCUCAAGCUGUACAAUUCAAAUUUCAAAAUGGCACUUUAAUAACAAACUCUAGCAAACAUACAGUGUCAGUCUUUAAAGGAAACGUUAAGGACAUGUUUAAUGGAAAAGAAGUGGAGCUAGAUGGUUACUUUGCUCAGCUUCAGAUAAAGAAUGAGGAAGAAUCAGAUUUUGUUAACUACACCUUGGUUAUUGAUAAUGGGAUUGGAUCUUAUAAAUCAUGGAUUUUGAAACAUGUCUCCCAAAGUAAACCGUCAAUUCCUAAAUAUUUCAAUUUCACCGGCCUUAAAGAUGGAAUACCAACAUUUCUUUUAGUCGGUGAUUUCAACGGAGGACUUCUCCAAACAUUUGUUAUAGAAACAACUGAAGUUGGAAAAAACAACUGGGUGGAGAGACUUAAAUUUAAUGAAACUGAUACAGCAUUUCUUCAGGCCGAGAAACUUACCUUUACUUUUAACAUAAGCGGAUUGCAACCUAAUAUAUAUGAUGCUAGAGUACGCACUGGAAAUGGUAUUGGCUGGAUAAAUGAAACAGAUGCCCUAACUGUCCAGUUUAUAAUAACAGAAAAAAAAGUCAAGCCAAAUCCACCUGGUACAGUUGCUGCAAUUGCAGGAGGUGUUGCAGCUGCUGGCUGUGUGAUAAUACUAGCUAUUGUUUUGGUGUUUGUUUGGAAGAAAAGAUCAAAAAGCAAAGAUGACAGAUCAGAUGUCUUGAAUAAAAG
This is a messenger RNA of Ruditapes philippinarum (Manila clam), 1991 nucleotides long. Its product is annotated as hemicentin-2-like. Lineage: Eukaryota; Metazoa; Mollusca; Bivalvia; Venerida; Veneridae. The record is from RefSeq and is a predicted model, not a curated record.